UUGUUAAUUGAUAUAUUUGCUCACCUGCAUUCUAUGUGUAUGUUGCUUUGCCAUUUUGACUCUUUGGUGUGGGAGGGACAUAGCAAUGUGAUUGUACUGAGCAUGUGCAGGCACAAGACUCCAUUUUGAAUUCUGUGUGUGUUUGGACUUUAGUAGAGAAAGUGAGUGUUUGGACUUCCAACAGAGAAGUAUGUGUUUGGUCUUCAAUGAAAGCUGGUUGCUGUUUGGACUUCAGUAGAGAAGUCAGUUUAGAGACUUCAAUGGAUACAGAAUGAUUGUGGACUUCAGUGAGUAGUACUACUAAAGACUAUGGAUUAAGAAUGAUACCCUGUGUAAACACAGAGAAGAAGCUAUAUCCUAUUCAUAACUGAACUUCAAUAAGAUAACUGCCUGUAUGGACUGCGAAGGCUUUGAGAAGUGCUGCACCAAUGUCUGUGGCCUCCGGAGCUGCGUGGCCGCGCGCUACGCGGACGGGAGCCUCUCCGCUUUGGAGCCUGCGCAGGAGGCCACGUGCGAGAGCUUUGUCUGCACGCAGCAGGGCUCGGACUGUGACAUCUGGGACGGGCAGCCCGUCUGCAAGUGCAAGGACCGGUGCGAGAAGGAGCCCAACUUCACUUGCGCCUCGGACGGGCUCACCUACUACAACAAGUGCUACAUGGACGCCGAGGCCUGCAUCCGGGGCAUCAGCCUAGCCGUGGUGCCCUGCAAGUACAUUUUCACCUGGCCCAACACCAGCCCGGUGCCGAUGGAGACCACGGCCCACCCCACGCCCGGCGAGGCCGCGGAGCUGCCCGUCCCACCGGCCCUCUUCAACAACCCCUUCCACCAGUCGGUCUACGUGGGCGGCACCGUCAGCUUCCACUGCGACGUCAGCGGCCGGCCACGGCCAGACAUCACGUGGGAGAAGCAGAGCGACCGGCAGGAGAACUUCAUCAUGCGCCCCGACCAAAUGUACGGCAACGUGGUGGUCACCAACAUCGGGCAGUUGGUGAUCUACAACGCCCAGGCGGAGGACGCUGGGAUCUACACUUGCACCGCCAGGAACUCUGCCGGACUGCUGCGAGCGGACUUCCCGCUCUCGGUGAUCAAGAGGGAGCCCUCGCGCGGGGAGGCCCGGCCGCCCAGCGCCCCGCAGCAGCUCCCCCCCGGAGAGUGCCUGAAGGAGCCCGACAAGCAGGAGUGCGAGCCCGUCCAGGUGCGGUGGCAUUUUGACGCCAAGCGAGGCUCCUGCGCCACCUUCCGCCACGGCGGCUGCAAGGGGGGCAGCCAGAACCACUUCGAGACCUACGAGGCGUGCCAGCAGGCCUGCGUCAACAGCGCGGUCAACCUAUGCGCCCUGCCCAUGGUGCAGGGCCCGUGCAAGGACUGGGAGCCACGCUGGGCCUACAACCCGCUCAUGAAGCAGUGCCACUCCUUCAUUUACGGCGGCUGCGAGGGCAACGAGAACAACUUUGAGAGCAAGGAGGGCUGCGAGGACGUCUGCCCCUUCCCCAAGGCCCUGCAGUGCAAAGCCUGCCGCCUGAAGAGCAAGAUGGUGCCGAGCCUCUGCCGCAGCGACUUCGCCAUCGUGGGCCGGCUGAUGGAGAUCGUGGAGGACCAGGACUCCGGCAUCGCCCGCUUCGCGCUGGAUGACGUCCUCAAGGACGAGAAGAUGGGCCUGAAGUUCUUCAGCAUCAAGUACCUGGAGGUGACCCUGACGGAGAUGGACUGGAACUGCCCGUGCCCCAACAUGACCGCCGAGGACGGGCCGCUCAUCAUCAUGGGCGAGGUGCACGACGGCAUGGCGGUGCUGGACCCCAACAGCUACGUCCGGGCCGCCAACGACAAGCGGGUCAAGAAGAUCCACGAGCUGCUGGAGAAGAAGACCUGCGAACUGCUCAACCGUUUCCAGGACUAGCAGGUUCUUCCACCUCACGAAGGCAGGCUGGAGGGGUCCCUCCUCUCUCUGCCCCACAGGACUGGGCUGGAACGUGGUCCGCCGCUCCCGGAAGCCCCGCGGGCCCCGGAGCCCGGCUCCGGGAGCAAAGGACCCCAUCCUCAGCCAGGCCAGUGCCACGGACUCUCCUGUUUUUCAGUGUUUUCAGUUAUUAUCACUCUUCGGUUACCAUGAGCUCUACUAUGCCUGUAACUACCUAUUGUCUGUUUUUGUGUGAGCUGUAAUUUAUCUGUGUCUGUGAUGCCACCCUACCCCAAUCACACCAUUUUUAAAAACCCAUUUUCCUUCUUGGGAAAGAUUUGUUCUCCCCUUUGGAUUUCUGAUCCGAAAGCAAAUGGUUAGCGUGAUCGCUAAUAUUAAAGAUUUGCCCUCCAGCAACAGACCACACCGAGUGACCGUGACAGACAUGGUUUGUAAAAUGUGCGCAUGAAAGAGCAGGAAACUCCUGGAUUGCAGUUGGAUUUGCAAGCAUUCUCCUUACGCAUACAGCCCAUUGGGUUCGCAUGCUAAUCAACCAACCAAUUACUCAACCCAGACUAUUUGAAUUAACCAUUAUUUUCCAUGAUACACAAAAUAAACCAGGAUAUUAAACCGA
Molecule: messenger RNA, 2531 nt
Organism: Anolis carolinensis (green anole)
Lineage: Eukaryota; Metazoa; Chordata; Lepidosauria; Squamata; Anolidae
Gene: wfikkn1
Product: WAP, follistatin/kazal, immunoglobulin, kunitz and netrin domain containing 1
Exons: 2
Coding region: 395-1897 (500 amino acids)
Biological process (GO): transforming growth factor beta receptor signaling pathway
Cellular component (GO): extracellular region
Molecular function (GO): transforming growth factor beta binding; receptor antagonist activity; serine-type endopeptidase inhibitor activity
Source: RefSeq, a predicted model, not a curated record